UUUCUCAGAACCCCUAGAAGUUAGAACAAUUGACAAUCAAAUCUCCGAUCCGGGGAUUGAAAGAAGCGAGUUCACCGCGUCACUCUAAAAACCCUAUCGAUCGAAGGGAGCUCGAGGUAGAAGAUGACGGAGGCGGUGAUAAGGAAGAAGCCGGGAAUGGCGAGCGUGAAGGAUAUGCCGCUGCUUCAGGAUGGUCCGCCGCCGGGGGGGUUCCCUCCGAUCCGGUAUGCUCGCCGGAUUCCGAGCAAAGGCCCCAGUGCCAUGGCCAUUUUCCUCGCCGUAUCUGGUGCUUUUGCGUAUGGAAUGUAUCAGGUUGGACAGGGCAACAAGCACCGCAGGGCGCUGAAGGAGGAGAAAUAUGCUGCCCGCAGAGCAAUACUGCCCAUGCUUCAGGCAGAAGAAGAUGAAAGGUUUGUGAGCGAGUGGAGAAAGUAUCUGGAAUACGAGGCUGAAGUGAUGAAGGAUGUGCCCGGAUGGAAGGUUGGCGAAAGCGUCUACAAUUCUGGUCGUUGGAUGCCCCCAGCAACUGGAGAGCUCCGUCCCGAUGUCUGGUGAUUUCCUAAUUUUUCGAUGUACGGGUUGAUGAUGAUGAUGAUGAAUGCUUUGAAUCAUUGUGGAAUGUUGUUGUUCUGCGGAUAUUAUGUUUUUGUUUAUACAUUUUGUUUUGUAAUAAAGAAUGAUACAGUUCAUGUAUUGCUGGAGCAAUGGCGCUGCCAAGUUUCGUUUUUA
Messenger RNA from Tarenaya hassleriana, 729 nucleotides. RefSeq names its product NADH dehydrogenase [ubiquinone] 1 alpha subcomplex subunit 13-B. NCBI's taxonomy places the organism in Eukaryota, Viridiplantae, Streptophyta, Magnoliopsida, Brassicales, Cleomaceae. The transcript is spliced from 3 exons. Bases 124 to 555 code for a protein of 143 amino acids. The record is from RefSeq and is a predicted model, not a curated record.